AUGGCGGCCACCUUAGUAGCUGCUCAGGGAGCACGGCCAGCACCAGCCUGGGGGCCUGAGGCCAUUAUCCCCGAGUGGGAAAACCCGGAAGUCUCAACAGGGCCCACUAUCAUGGCCGUGCAAUUUGAUGGGGGCGUGGUUCUAGGAGCCGACUCCAGAACAACCACUGCAUCGUACAUCACCAAUCGAGUGACUGACAAGCUGACCCCUAUUCAUGACCGUAUUUUUUGCUGCCACUCAGGCUCAGCAGCUGAUAGCCAGGCAGUAGCUGACGCAGUCACUUAUCAGCUUGGUUUCCACAGCAUUGAGCUGAAUGAGCCUCCGCUGGCAUACACGUCAGCCAGCCUCUUUAAGGAGAUGAGUUACCGAUACCGAGAAGACCCUACGGCAGGAAUCAUCCUUGUGGGCUGAGACCCCAAGAAGGGGAGAGCUCUCGCUUUGGCCGUGGAGCGGGACGGCUCCAGCGGAGGGCUGAUCCGCCUGGCAGCCAUUGCAGAAUCAGGGGUAGAGCGGCAGGUACUUUUGGGAGACCAGAUUCCCAAAUUCACCAUUGCCACUUUACCACCUCCCUGAAUCCUAGGAUUCUAAGAUACAACA
Balaenoptera ricei (Rice's whale) is the source of this 597-nucleotide messenger RNA. RefSeq names its product proteasome subunit beta type-6-like. Gene Ontology annotation, cellular component: proteasome core complex. NCBI's taxonomy places the organism in Eukaryota, Metazoa, Chordata, Mammalia, Artiodactyla, Balaenopteridae. The record is from RefSeq and is a predicted model, not a curated record.